Metarhizium album ARSEF 1941 is the source of this 2142-nucleotide messenger RNA. RefSeq names its product Zinc finger, C2H2. Bases 1 to 2142 code for a protein of 713 amino acids. Lineage: Eukaryota; Fungi; Ascomycota; Sordariomycetes; Hypocreales; Clavicipitaceae. The record is from RefSeq and is a predicted model, not a curated record. The transcript is spliced from 4 exons.
AUGGACACUCGACCAUCGCCAAUGCGAGAGGUAGACAAUAUCCAUCUACCUCUGCAUCUUCGCCUGGACCCCGAGAAGUCGGUAUCCUCACCCCAACACGAUGGCAGUAACUAUCGCAAGAAAUUCCCAGAGAGCCUUCAUUUUCCAUCUGGCAACUUUCGCAUGAGAUCGCGCACAGCCUCCACGAGAAGCAGCAUUUCGUCAGCACAUAUUCCUGAUUCAGCAACUGCGUACUCACCAUCAACGCUUGCAAGCCCCCUGAGCUCUAGUUAUGCGAGCGAUAUUCAAGAACGAUUUGCUUGUCACACUCUCGACGGAUCAAGGCCACCGAGCAGGAUACGCCAUCGUCACCGUCCGUCAAUCGCGACUUGCUCCACCUUUAUCAAUGAUGACGAUGAAAGCCCCGUCUACGUUGGCUAUCAUGACGUGACUCAAAAGACGAAACAGGCCGAUAACGACUACGCCGGCACUGCGGAGACUCAUGAAGUGGAACUAGACGAGCCAGGGACGGACGCAACCCCGACCAAAGAGGAAGACGAUGCCCUCACUCCAGGCGAAAGCAGUGACUGGGAACAGAAUCAGACACCUUGCGCAUCUCCAACCCAGAAGUCGGAAAUCUCGUUUACUACCUUUGGCGACACCGUCUCUUCAGACGAUGCUGACGGAGUCCUGGACUACACUCUUCAACUGGUCUACGGACUCGAGCUGAGUGAAGUGCCAGCGCCAUCAGGAGAACUGCACCACGUCGUUUCUAAAUUCGUUCGGGAGCUCGGCCGGCAUGUUUGGCAAGCUCCGUUGGACGGACAAUCCUCCCAAACCACCUCUGGCUCAAGCUCUUCCACAACCCCUUCCACAGGAGCUGGUGGAGACAAUCCACAAGGCUUCGGCAAGCGAAAGAAGCAGAAUAACGGAGAGGAUGGUGGAGAAGACAUUAGCGAUGACGAGGGGUCUGGUUAUAUCCGCACCAAAAGAAUCAAGCCGAGCCCAAAGGAAGACGAGAACCUGCGUCUCAGCUGUCCGUAUAGAAAACGAAACCCGCAUCGUUUCAAUGUCCGCGACCAUCAUAGCUGCGCAAUGACCUAUUUCCCCAAGUUUGCUGAAUUGAGGCAACAUAUUGUCAAGCAGCACAAACGAGAUGAUCCGUCUGCAUUUGUAUGCGAUCGCUGUACUCGGGAUUUUCGUACUAGAAAGGAGUUGAGAGAGCAUCAGCGACAGCCGAAAGAGCACAUGUGCGACAUCUCUGACCAUGAUCCCGAGGCUGGAAUUGACGGUCCUACGUCGAACAAGCUGCUCAGCCGCAAGAGAGUAAGCGGCGGAUCUCCCGAGGUUCAAUGGAAGGAGAUAUGGAAUAUCCUCUUCCCAGAUGACGAUGACAACCUGGUCCGGUCUUAUCACUAUACUCCUGUAAUUGAACACUUUGAGCUGUCUGCGCACUAUCUCGAAGCCUUCAACUACCUGCAAUCAUCAUUACGAGACAAAAUCUCCAACCCUGCGACGCUGGAAACAUUAGCAACCAAGUUUCACCACUGCUUCAUUGAAACAGUCGAGAGAUGUGUCCUAACCUCCCAGAGCAUGCCUUACACAAACCGUAGCAAUAAGCGCAACGAACCUUCCCGGACACAGACCACACAAAGCUUGGUCGGCAGAAAACCACGGGAAAUAGCCUCAAGGCCUGACUCUGGUGUAGUCAUUGACGACACCUCCGAGGAGAGCGGUAGCGUAGUGGGAUCUUCAUCCCUUGGCCACAGAGACAGUGUCAGGACUGUCAGAAGCUACGCAGGUCGACAAGGAAGCAAUAUAGCUCCCAAAGGCAGUGCCGACAUAUUUCCAACUCCUGUCACCAUUGCUCCCGGUGUAAAUCAGAGCCCCGCUGCGCCAUUGCCAAGUUUUACAUUCGGGGCAAGCAUGAACAAUAUGGCACACGGGACGGCGGCUGCCUCUGUGGAAGAAUGGGCGAAUGGGCUGUCAUUCAACCAGAACGAUGGCACUUUUGGCAUGGGAGAUCCCUGGAUUGCAGACACAAACAUGACACCCCAGGCGGAGUUUGCAUUGGAUGAGUCGUUGUUAUAUCAAGCGAAUUUCUGUGCGAUGGACGGCACCUUUACGGAUCUUCAUGGAGCCAAAGCAGACGGGGCAGUGUAA